Messenger RNA from Helianthus annuus (common sunflower), 1809 nucleotides. RefSeq lists its product as uncharacterized. NCBI's taxonomy places the organism in Eukaryota, Viridiplantae, Streptophyta, Magnoliopsida, Asterales, Asteraceae. The record is from RefSeq and is a predicted model, not a curated record. Bases 1 to 1809 code for a protein of 602 amino acids. The transcript has a single exon.
AUGGCAACACCACCAAGCUCACGAACCAUCCAAACGGUGAAGCACGAUCGUGAUAAGGUCACCGUGGAAAACAUCACCCACGAAGAAAAGAAUGAAAACCAGGUGGAAACCCUAGAAAGGGAGGAAGCCAUCACUCUAGAUUUUGUUGCCAUGCACAGAGAGAAGCUGGAAAAACAUCUCGAAGAUCUAGAAAGACAGGAGAAACUCGACAGGCUCAGGGCUAGGCUAUCCUUUGACACACCGACCAACCAGGAAGGAGCAGAUCCACAAAGAAAAAAUGAUGGCACUGACCCUCUUGAAACCUUCAUGACAGCCCUCAGGCAGAUGUUCUCGGAGGAGAGAGAAGAUCUCAUUACAGGGAAGAAACAGAAAGGAAAAGAAAAGGAAAAGGAGAAUCAAAACGAUGAUGGUCUGGAUCAGCCUUACCUCCCUCGGGAUUUGGCAGAGAUUUCAAAGUUCACUAGGAGGAUCGCUGAGGUGCCCAUGCACCCCAAGACAAAGCUGCCCCCGAACUUCGACAGGUACGACGGGACAAGAGACCCUGAGGACCAUCUCCAUGCUUUCAAAGGCGCAGGCCAGCUGGGAUGGUGGCCUAUGCCAGUUUGGUGCCACAUGUUUUUGCAAACUCUAACGGAGGGAGCCAGGGUCUUGUUUGACAGCCUUCCCCCAGGAGGAAUUAACAGCUAUGAAGAGCUAAGUGAAAAGUUCCUGAGGAACUUUGGUCAGCAAAGAAAGGUGAUCAAAAACCUAAACGAAAUCAUGCAUAUAAGGCAAAGGGACAGUGAACGGAUAGACCAGUACAUGGAGAGGUUCGUCAAAGAAAGUAUGAAUAUCAAGGAUGUCCCGGAGGUCAUGAAGAUCAGCAGUUUCAUUAAUGGACUGAAGCACGCACAACUAUGUGAAAAGCUAUGGGAGGAGUUCCCACAUUCGUUCGAUAAUCUCAUGGACAGGGCCAGGGCCUUUGUCAUGGGCAAAGACACGGUCAGUAAAUCUAAAGAAAUGGACACCCCACCCCGAAGGGUCAACCCCGCUACAAAACCUCCCGAAAAAGGUACACCUUACUCACGAAAACCAGCUAUUGAUAGAAUGAUGCAUGAUAGGACGAGACCCUCGUAUUCCCCAUACAGACCUCGGGGAAGAGGCUCGUUCCCUUACUCUGAUAGCUUCACCCCUCUAACUAAAACCCUAAGUGAAAUAUUGGCCACUGAGAGGGUGAAGAAUUCUUUUCCAAGACCCACCCCCAUAAAACCAGGGCCAAAGGCACAACCAAACGAAUACUGUGACUUCCACAGGGGAUUCGGUCAUAAAACUGAUGAUUGUAUGUAUCUAAAGAGGGAAAUAGAGGCCACGGUAAAAACGGGUAAACUGGCUCAUUUGGUCAAGGAAAUUAAGGAAGGAGGAGGGGACCGCAAAGGGAAAGAUGUGAGGGAGCCUGGAAGGGCAGAUGUAGACAUGAUUCGAAGAAGGGAUGAAUUUGAUACCACUAGGAGUGUAAAGGCCAAAGUCCUGGGCUCCCCAGACCGCAUGAAACCUCCCAUCUUGAUGCCACACUUGGAGGAGAACGAGGUACAGCGGCUCUCCCUCAACAUUUCAGCCAUAAUAGCUGGGCACAAGGUAGCCAGAAUACAUGUGGACGGGGGAAGUGGAGUGGAGGUGAUAUAUGAACACUGUUUCCUAAGAUUUGACAGGGAUGUGAGGGAUCGACUCGAAGAAGAUUCUAUCCCCCUAAUGGGUUUCAAUAAUAGUGUGUCACACCCCUUCGGAAAGAUCAGACUCCCGUUUACAGUCGGGGUUGGGGAUCGUGUCUGA